AUGCUGUCCCACAGCAAACCGUCGUACGAUAUGGCCUCCACGGACACCAAGAAACGCAAGCCCAAACCGUACAAGAGCAAGGCACUGAUGAUGGAACACCUGGGUUUUGGGUGCGAGCAAUCGUUCGACGACUGGCGCGCGGGUGAUCUAGUGAAGCCCCACUGGGAAAGAUUCAGGAAAAGCUUCUUGGACUCGCCUUACUUCAAACCCGACAAAAAACAUGCAGAGUUCAAGCGUGUGUACUUUGAAAUCAUCGACGGCGAGAAGGGUGGCGCGAUGACCUUCUCCUCCUCCACCGACCGUCAAUACUAUACCGACUUGGAUUGGCACGCGUGGCUCUUGUAUUGGCUUGUCAAAGACAACACGUACAGUAGGGAUGGUAUCUUUCGUUACACGGGGCUUGACAGAUUGGAAACAUACCGAUGCAUGGUGGACUUCAUCACCUUCGAAAAGCGACAGCACGCACUGGACAGGGACAAAGGCGCUGCCACAUCAUCAAAGACCGCACCAUCCUCGCCCAAUAAGCCAGAUCCUGACGAAGCCACCUCCUCUGAGUCUGAGAUCGAGGAACACCAUCGCCUCUAUCCCGACUAA
Alternaria hordeiaustralica is the source of this 594-nucleotide messenger RNA. RefSeq lists its product as uncharacterized. Bases 1 to 594 code for a protein of 197 amino acids. The record is from RefSeq and is a predicted model, not a curated record. Lineage: Eukaryota; Fungi; Ascomycota; Dothideomycetes; Pleosporales; Pleosporaceae. The transcript has 2 exons.